GGGGCGGGGCGGCGGCCCUUUGUGCUCCCACAAUGCACCAGCGGCUCCUCCGCGGGAAACAAAAAUGGCGAGGGGCUGCGCCGCGGCUGGGCUGGCCCUGAGGCGGCUCUGAGCCGUCCUUCGCCCUUCUGUCCGCCAGGGCCGCAGCUCGGGGGGGGUCCCGCCGCGCACCGAGGGCCUGGGCCGCCGGGGGGAGGCCGCUGCCGCGCUCGGCGAUUUCCCUGUAUGAGGCGGUUGGCACCACUGGGGGGACCGAAUGAGAGACUCUACAGCGGUGGGUAAUUCACUGGUCCAUAAGCGGUCUCCUUUACGUCGAAGCCAUAAGACCUCAGCAUCCUUGACCAAGUUGUCAUUACGUGAUGGGCAGAAAGCCAAAAAGCCACUGUGUAAAUUUGAAGAAGGUCAGGAUGUCCUAGCUAGAUGGUCAGAUGGCUUGUUUUAUCUUGGAACUAUCAAAAAGAUAAAUAAACUGAAACAGAACUGCUUCAUUAUAUUUGAAGACAGUUCCAAAUCCUGGGUUCUCUGGAAGGACAUACAAACAGGAGCCACUGAAAGUGGGGAAAUGGUCUGUACAAUAUGUCAGGAAGAGUAUUCAGAAGCACCGAAUGAAAUGGUUAUAUGUGAUAAAUGUGGGCAAGGUUAUCAUCAGCUGUGUCACACACCAAAUAUUGAUUCCAGUGUGAUUGAUUCAGAUGAUAAAUGGCUCUGUCGACAGUGUGUUUUUGCAACAACAACAAAGAGAGGUGGUGCACUUAAGAAAGGACCAAAUGCCAAAGCACUGCAAGUCAUGAAACAAACAUUACCAUAUAACGCAACAGACCUUGAGUGGGAUGCAGGCCAUAAAACCAAUGUCCAGCAGUGCUACUGCUAUUGUGGAGGACCUGGAGACUGGUAUUUAAAGAUGUUGCAGUGCUGCAAAUGUAAGCAGUGGUUCCAUGAGGCUUGCGUGCAGUGCCUCCAAAAGCCCAUGCUUUUUGGUGAUAGGUUUUAUACGUUCAUUUGCUCAGUUUGCAGUUCUGGACCAGAAUACCUCAAGCGUUUACCCUUGAGAUGGGUAGAUAUAGCACAUCUAUGCCUUUACAACCUAAGUGUUAUUCAUAAGAAGAAAUACUUUGAUUCGGAGCUUGAACUCAUGGCAUACAUUAAUGAAAACUGGGAUAGAUUGCAUCCUGGUGAGCUGGCAGAUACACCAAAAUCUGAAAGAUAUGAGCAUGUACUGGAGGCAUUAAAUGAUUACAAGACCAUGUUUAUGUCUGGAAAAGAAAUAAAGAAAAAGAAGCAUUUGUUUGGCUUGAGAAUUCGUGUUCCUCCUGUGCCACCAAAUGCUGCUUUAAAGGCUGAGAAAGAACCGGAAGGAACUUCUCAUGAGUUCAAAAUUAAAGGCAGAAAAUCAUCUAAACCAAUUCCUGAUGUGAGGGAAUUAAGUAAUGGUAUAGAAAGAAAGGGGAAAAAAAAAUCAGUAGGUCGUCCACCUGGUCCCUAUACAAGAAAAAUGAUUCACAAAACUCCAGAGUCGUCUCCUCUGGAUAACGAACCAGUUCCAGUGAUAGAGAACCCAGCCUUGGAAUUACCCUGCUCUGUUGGGAGAUCUGAUGGAACUGCACAUUCAUCCAAUACCUCAGAUGUGGAAUCCACAGGUGCUGCCAGUAUGAAAGAAACUACCUCAUCUAGCAUUUCCAGACAUUAUAGUUUAUCUGACUCAAGAAAAAGGACUCGUACAGGAAGAACUUGGCCUGCUGCAAUACCACAUUUGAGAAGAAGAGGUCGCUUUCCACGAAAAGCACUCCAGACUCAAAAUUCAGAAAUUGUAAAAGAUGAUGAGAGCAAGGAAGAUUACCAGUAUGAUGAACUCAAUACAGAGAUACUUAAUAACUUAGCAGAUCAGGAGUUACAGCUCAAUCAUCUAAAGAACUCAAUUACUAGUUAUUUUGGUGCAGCAGGUAGAAUAGCUUGUGGUGAAAAAUACCGUGUGUUGGCUCGUCGGGUGACACUUGAUGGAAAGGUGCAGUAUCUUGUGGAGUGGGAAGGAGCAACUGCAUCCUGACUGUAGGACUGAACAUUAUGUUCACUGCACUGUCAUCUGUAAGUACAGUUCAUAACGCAGAGCCACGAGAGAAGCGUGUCUUUAAAUGUUUCUAAAAACAAAACAAAAAACCAAUUUAGCCUUAACAUGUAAUUGUUAUCAUUACAGCUCUUGUGAUAAAGACUUAUCUUUUUAAAAUCUGAUCUGAAACUUAAAUUUUUUAAUCUGAACAUUGUUAGAUUGUUUUAGGUUGGGAUAUUUUGGGUUACAAUUGCUUAAAAAUGUGCAUGGUGUUUAAAAAAAAAAAAAAAGACAUUUUCUAGAGAACAUUCCAUGGAUACAGUUAUUGUGAUUUAGAGAAAAUAUUAUGUAGAUAGCACAAAUCUUUGAAAAAUUUUGGUUUGUUUUCUUACCCAAAUGUUUGCAGAAAUGUAUUUCUAUUUCAAUACUUUCUAGAUUUCAUAAGUGCAGUGUAUAUAAUGCCUACUGAAGACUGUAAAAUACUGAAGUUUUCUUUCAAACAAAGUGUAAAAAAAAAAAAGGAAAAAAAAUAUAUUGAGCCUGUAAAUUGCUCUGUGACCAGA
This is a messenger RNA of Cygnus atratus (black swan), 2607 nucleotides long. RefSeq names its product metal response element binding transcription factor 2 (gene MTF2). Gene Ontology annotation, cellular component: nucleus. The record is from RefSeq and is a predicted model, not a curated record. Gene Ontology annotation, biological process: regulation of DNA-templated transcription; chromatin organization. The transcript is spliced from 15 exons. NCBI's taxonomy places the organism in Eukaryota, Metazoa, Chordata, Aves, Anseriformes, Anatidae. Gene Ontology annotation, molecular function: chromatin binding; DNA binding. The coding region runs from base 257 to 2044 and encodes 595 amino acids.